UCGUGUGGACAGCCGGGAAGAGGGAGAGGGCGCCGAGGCGCCGUUCACACCCACAAACACACACUGUGUCGGGGCCCGGGGCCACCAGCGCCGCCACCAUGAACAGGAGCAUCAGCACGCCCGUGGUGCAGGUGUCCAACGUGUCCCCGGUGGCCAGCAGCGAGCAGCUUCGCACCCUCUUCAGCUUCUUGGGGGACAUCGAGGAGUUCCGCGUCUUCCCUCCCGACAAUUCGCCUAUCCCAGUUUCGUCAAGGGUAUGUUACAUUAAAUAUCGCGAUCCCGUGAGUGUUGGUGUGGCCCAGCAUCUAACAAACGUGGUUUUUAUAGACAGAGGCCUGAUUGUUGUACCAUUUAAUGAAGGUAAAAUCCCAGAUGAAACCAAAGCCUUGCCCCUUUUGGCUCCUGCCCCUUCUGUUACAGGGCUGAUACCCGGUGCAGGGUUGCUCCCAAUACCUACUUCAAGCCCUCUUGCUUCAAUUACUGGUGUUGAAGUAACGGCAAGUGCAGUGGGGACUAUUGUUGGUCCUGUCCCUAUUACUACACUGGGAGCACUACAAGCUGGACUCGAUCCAUCCCUAACAGCGUUAGGACUAAGCUCACAACCUCCCACAAUGGGCAACGUCGACCCUUCCAAGAUUGAAGAAAUUAGAAGAACCAUUUAUGUUGGAAACUUGAAUUCACAGACAACAACGGCAGACCAGCUACUGGAAUUUUUCAGCCAAGUGGGCGAGGUGAAAUUUGUACGUAUGGCGGGAGACGAGACGCAGCCGACCCGAUUUGCCUUUGUGGAAUUUGCUGAGCAGCCUUCAGUGCUACGAGCUUUAGCCUUCAAUGGAGCCAUGUUUGGGGACAGGCCCCUAAAAAUCAAUCAUUCUAAUAAUGCGAUUGUGAAGCCUCCAGAGAUGACACCGCAGGCAGCCAAGAAAGAGCUUGAAGAAGUGAUGAAGAGAGUGAGGGAAGCACAGUCCUUUAUAUCAGCAGUUAUUGAACCAGUGCCAGAAAAGGAAAGUGGCGACACGAACAGAAGAUCCCGAUCCUAUUCCCGAUCACGAAAGAAAAGAUCUCGCUCCAGUUCGAAACAAAGACGCUCCAGGAGUAGAUCGCAACACACAUCUCCCUCAAGGCACAAAGACAGGCGUGAUUCUAAGAGUCCUCAAGCAAAACGUUCACGAUCAAAAGAUGGGCAUGGAUCAAAAAGUCCUUCCCCAUCAAGGGAAAAGAAACCGGAAGGUGACAGUAAAGUGAAGGAAGAAAACAAAGAUGGAGAUGGAGAAAAUGGAAAGAAGAAAGAAAAGAAUUCCACUACCUCACCAAGAAGAUCUCGAAGUUUAAGCCGAGAAAAAUAUGGAAAGAAAAGCAGAAGUUUAUCAAGAAAAAGAUCCAAGACACCUAAAAGGAGGUCCAAGACACCGAAAAAAAGGUCGCGGUCCCCGCGGAAGAGGUCGCGGUCCCCGCGGAAGAGGUCCAGGUCACCACGAAAGAGGUCCAGGUCGCCAAGGAAGAGGUCCAGAUCGCCAAGGAAGAGGUCCAGAUCUCCACGGCGACGGUCCAGGUCACCAAGGAGAAGGUCCAGGUCGCCAAGACGGAGAUCCAGAUCUCUACGAAGGAGGUCCAGGUCACCAAAGAGAAGAUCCAGAUCACCAAGGAGGCGGUCCAGGUCACCAAAGAGGCGACCCAGGACACCAAAGAGAAGGCUUUCCAAAUCUCCGUCCCCAAGAAGGAUUAGGAAGGAGAAAAGAAAAGACAAAGACCGAGAACAGAGCAAAGAUGUGGUUGAGAACAGAGAAAAUUCAAGCAGCCAAAGCAUAGACAAGAGUAAACGCGAUCAUUCCACCUCAAAGAAAAAGAAAGAUAAGGAUAAGGACAAGGAAAAGGACAGGGAGCGAGAGAAGGACAAAGAGAGGGAAAGGGACAAGGAGAAGGAGAGAGACAAGGACAAGAAGGAGGAGAGAGACAAGGACAAGAAGGAGGAUAGAGACAAGGACAAGAAGGAGGAUAGAGACAAGGACAAGAAGGACAGGGAGAGGGAGAAGGAAAAGGACAAGGAGAGAGAGAGGGAGAAGGACGCCGAGAGGGAGGACACGGAGAGGGUAAAGGAGAAAGAGAAGGAAAAAGAUGCGGAGAGAGUGAGGGUAAAGGACGCGGAGAAAGAGGAAGAAAGGGGCGUGGAGAGAGAGAAGGAAAAAGAUGCGGAGAGAGAGGGGGAAAAAGACGCUGAGAAAGAGAGGGUGAAGGACACGGAGAAAGAGAGGGUGAAGGAUGCGGAGAGAGAGAGGAAAAAGACGCUGAGAGAAAGAGGGAGAAGGACACGGAGAAAGAGAGGAUGAAGGAUGCGGAGAGAGAGAAGGAAAAAGACGCUGAGAGAGAGGUGAAGGAUGCGGAGAAAGAGAAGGUGAAGGACGCGA
Leucoraja erinaceus (little skate) is the source of this 2405-nucleotide messenger RNA. RefSeq names its product splicing regulatory glutamine/lysine-rich protein 1-like. The record is from RefSeq and is a predicted model, not a curated record. The transcript has 11 exons. Gene Ontology annotation, molecular function: RNA binding. Bases 99 to 2327 code for a protein of 742 amino acids. Gene Ontology annotation, cellular component: nucleoplasm. NCBI's taxonomy places the organism in Eukaryota, Metazoa, Chordata, Chondrichthyes, Rajiformes, Rajidae.